Molecule: messenger RNA, 1264 nt
Organism: Eucalyptus grandis
Lineage: Eukaryota; Viridiplantae; Streptophyta; Magnoliopsida; Myrtales; Myrtaceae
Exons: 1
Coding region: 314-820 (168 amino acids)
Source: RefSeq, a predicted model, not a curated record
AAUUACGGUAAUGACACCGUGAUUUUCACCGGCCGUCGGACCUUUGACAAGUCUCUUCCCGUUCCACGUAAUACGAGCGGUGGGCCCCACGUGCCCCGGCCACCACCACCACCACCGCACCGCCUGCCUGCCUGCCUUGUUUCCACGCACAAAGGCGAAUAAAAACCAGCCUGUGAUGCAGCUGCCAUCGCCAUUUCUCUCUCUCUUCUUUCUCUCUCCUCCAUAGCCAUUUCUCUCCGUUCGUCGUCUUCCCAUCUUCUGGUGCGAGUAAAGGUACGCAGGGGAAGGGCCUCCGUCUAGACAGAAGCCCACGAUGCAGAAGCGGAGCUUCAUCCCCAACCUCGGGUCCGCCGCCCCGUCCCUGCCGCUGUCCCAGAGAGCGGAGCACCACCAGGACGGCGGCCUCGACACCCUCCAGCGGGGGCUCCGCCGCCGGCUCUCCUCCCUGUCCCUCAAGAUCCAGCCCGCGGCCUCCUCCUCGUGGGACCUGCUCCGCCGCACCAGGUCCGUCUCCUCCAUGGGGGCCUCCGCGGGGGGGUCCAUCCGGAAGUGGUGGGACUGGGGCUGGUCCUGGAUCAUGUCCCGCAAGCCCGUCUUCGCCCAGGAUCUGGAGAUGAACGAGGAGGAGACCAAGGCCAUCGGGUCCCACAACCGGGGGAGCUGGAGGCACGUGUUCUACAAGGUCCGGUCCGAGAUCCGGCGGCUCGUCGGGUCGGACAACAACGUCGGCCUCCCCCAGACGUGUCGGUACGAUCCGGUGAGCUAUGCCCAGAACUUCGACCACGGCAGGAGAUCGCCGUCGGUCGUCGAAGCUUAUUGAUCGAUUCGAGGCAAUGCCAUACCGAGAGAGCUUGUAAGGGAGAUCGAAGAAGAGCGAGGAGGAGGAGGAGCAGAAGAAGGAGAAGGAGAAGAGAUCCAGAAUUGACGGAAUAAAAGACCCCAAGAUCCAGAACCCAACGGACCAAGUUCCCUCUUUUCUUCUUCUUCUUCUUCUUCUUCUAUUUCUUGCUGUCACAGUGAUUGUUUCAUGUGUUUAUUCUUUUCUUGUUUUCUCAUUUCUUUCCCUCUCUCUCUCUCUCUCUCUUCAUGUUGGUGAUGUUGAUGAAAAAGAUUGCUCUUUUUUUUACUUCCUUCUUUUUGUUCCCUUUGGGCCUGUAAUUAGAGACCAAACUGAGAAUGUGUUAUAUUAAAUCAAAGUUGGCUUCUCCCUAUGGAAGUCGGAUUCAUAGUAUUGCAGAAUAAAGAACCGUUCUUGUUGUCGUCA